AGAAUAUCGGAGCGCCCGCUCAUAUCCUUCGGCCGCAAAAGGCGUGAGAUCUGGAUUCACGCGUUCUGUUUCUUAUAGCGCACACAAUCUUGCUACCUUUUCGUCUCUAGAUCUGAGUUAAUCCCAUCUGCUUAUUCUGGGAAAUCUUUACAACCUACGCCGUUGCUGCACUCGUCAGAUCCCCUCGGCUUUGCGAUUUCCUUUUGCGUUGCGAUUUCCUUUGCGAUCCCUCCCUCGGCUUUGUGAUUUCCUUUGCGAUCCCUCCCGUGUAUUUGGAUCCAUAAAGACUCGAUCUUUCGGCGAUUUUUUUGGAGAACUGGUGGAUAAUGGCAGCGAAAAUGCCCGGCGUUAUCGCCCUUUUCGACGUCGAUGGGACGCUCACUUCACCUAGGAAGGAGAUAACGCCGCAAAUGCUCGAGUUCAUGCGGGAACUCAGGAAGGUUGUCACCGUAGGUGUUGUGGGGGGAUCUGACCUGAUUAAGAUUACAGAACAACUUGGAAAUUCAGUUCUAAAUGACUAUGACUAUGUAUUCUCUGAAAAUGGUCUUCUUGCUCACAAAAAUCAGAAACUAAUUGGUCGACAGAGUUUGAAAUCAUUCCUCGGGGAGGAUAAACUGAAGGAGUUCAUUAAUUUUACUCUCCAUUAUCUCGCUGAUUUGGAGAUUCCAAUAAAAAGAGGGACUUUUAUAGAGUUUCGAAGUGGAAUGUUGAAUGUCUCUCCAAUUGGAAGGAACUGCAGCCAAGAGGAACGUGAUGAAUUUGAAAAAUAUGAUAAGGUUCAUAAUGUACGAUCGAAGAUGGUCUCUGUGUUGCGUGAAAAGUUUGCACAUAUGGAUCUAACAUUCUCAAUUGGGGGACAAAUAAGUUUUGACGUAUUCCCUAGAGGCUGGGACAAGACUUAUUGCUUGAAAUACCUUGAUGAAUUUCAAGAAAUCCACUUUUUCGGUGACAAAACCUACAAUGGAGGAAAUGACUAUGAAAUAUACGAGUCUGAACGAACUGUUGGUCAUACAGUCACAAGUCCAGAUGAUACAGCAGCGCAGUGCAAAUCUCUGUUCUUUGAAAAUUAAUUGGAGAUGAACACAUCAGAUUGUUCGAUUCAAUACUGAUACUUCCUGAAAGUUACAUACAAAUUCCUAAUAGGUCUUCUUCUUCUCAAACAUUUUAUGUUCUCCAAGUUUGUAAUAAAUUGGCUAAUUAGCCACUAGAAUUUAUAACAGCACAAAGUUGUUUCGCUCCUUCUCAAAAAAGUGUGAUAAUAAAUUCUGAUUUAGUUCAUUUGUUUCA
Molecule: messenger RNA, 1287 nt
Organism: Zingiber officinale
Lineage: Eukaryota; Viridiplantae; Streptophyta; Magnoliopsida; Zingiberales; Zingiberaceae
Product: phosphomannomutase-like
Exons: 11
Coding region: 327-1070 (247 amino acids)
Biological process (GO): GDP-mannose biosynthetic process; protein N-linked glycosylation; mannose metabolic process
Cellular component (GO): cytosol
Molecular function (GO): phosphomannomutase activity
Source: RefSeq, a predicted model, not a curated record